Trichoderma reesei QM6a is the source of this 1425-nucleotide messenger RNA. RefSeq lists its product as uncharacterized. NCBI's taxonomy places the organism in Eukaryota, Fungi, Ascomycota, Sordariomycetes, Hypocreales, Hypocreaceae. The record is from RefSeq and is a predicted model, not a curated record. Gene Ontology annotation, molecular function: protein-arginine omega-N symmetric methyltransferase activity. The coding region runs from base 1 to 1425 and encodes 474 amino acids. The transcript has 3 exons. Gene Ontology annotation, cellular component: mitochondrion.
AUGGACUCUCCCAUCGUGGCGCAUCUCUUCCGCCAGCUGUUCCGCCACCGGCCUCGCGGCUGCCAGGGCCUGCGCAAUGGCCUCGCCCGCAGCAGCCACCGCCAGCCGACCCGCGGCCUCGCGACGAGACCCUCCAUCGACCGCGGCAUGAAGACCAACGAGAGCCGCUGGCAGCAGAGGACGCACAUCUUGCCCGAGGACCGGAGGGAGGAGUUUGCCGAGUAUCCGUACAUCUCGCUGCAGGAGCUCAAGACGAGGACGGAGCGGCCGCGGAGGGAAGCCGUCAUCUUCAGCCCCGGCGAGCCCUUCGACUUCAAUUCCAUGCGCGACGAGCUCGAGUUCCAGGCCGAGCUCGGCAGGCGAUACACCGAGUUCGAGGACCUGCUCGACGAGAGAGACGGCGAGAGUCCCACGAGGCAGCUGUGGCACACGCCGACAGAGCUCUUCCGGCCGCACUACGGCGAGGCCAUUGCGCGGUACCUCGUGUCCAACUACCGGCUGACGACGUAUCCCUACGACGACCUGCUCAUCUUCGAGAUGGGCGCCGGCAGGGGCACCCUCAUGCUCAACAUCCUCGACUACAUCCGCGCCGCCGACCCGCAGGUCUACGCCCGCACAAAGUUCAACAUUAUCGAGAUCUCGUCGUCGCUCGCCGCCCUGCAGAGCCAACACCUGCUCUCCACGGCCGAGUCCCGCGGCCACGCCGACAAGGUCGAGAUUGUCAACCGCUCCAUCUUCGACUGGGACCGCUACGUGCCCUCGCCGUGCUUCUUCCUCGCCAUGGAGGUCUUUGACAACUUCUCCCACGACGGCAUCCGCUACGACGUCCUCACCGAGGAGCCCCUGCAGGGCCACGUCCUCAUCGACGGCGACGGCGACUUUUACGAGUUUUACGUCCACGAGCUCGAUCCCCUCGCCGCGCGCUUCUUCCGCGUCCGCCACGCCGCCACCGGCGGCAACUACCCCAAGCCGUAUCCCUCCAACCCGCUCCUGCGCUACCUGUCCACCAAGAUGCCCUUUGCCGCCAACCUCUCCGAGGCCGAGUUCAUCCCCACGAGGCUCAUGCAGUUCUUUGACGUGCUGGAAAAGUACUUUCCCGCCCACCGCCUGCUCACCUCGGAUUUCGAUUCCCUGCCCCAGGCCAUCAAGGGCCUCAACGCACCCGUAGUGCAGACGCGCUUCCAGCGGAAAAUGGUGCCCGUCACCACUCCCCUCGUCCACCAAGGCUACUUUGACAUCCUCUUCCCCACAGACUUCCACAUCACAGAAGCCAUCUACCGCGCCAUCACGGGCAAAUUGACCCGCGUCAUGUCCCACGGCGACUUCAUGCGCCGCUGGGCGUACGUUGAAGACACGGAGACGAGGAGCGGUGAGAAUCCGCUGCUGUCGCAUUAUCGAAACGCCAGUGUCAUGGUUACUGUAUGA